Molecule: messenger RNA, 961 nt
Organism: Apis florea (little honeybee)
Lineage: Eukaryota; Metazoa; Arthropoda; Insecta; Hymenoptera; Apidae
Product: urocanate reductase-like
Source: RefSeq, a predicted model, not a curated record
AUGACUAAAGCAAUUUUGGCGAAGUCGGCUUCAACGAUAGAUUGGAUGAGGGAAAAUGGGCUAGAAACUGAGCUUAAGGUUGUGGACAACUUUAUUAAAGCGGGCGGCACAUUAUUAACAGAAACAACUGGUAACAAAAUUAUUCAAGAAAACGGUGAAGUCGUUGGGAUAGAAGUCACUAUUAAAGGUGAGAAAAAGGUAUUAGCGACGAAAGCAAUAAUUUUAGCUGAUGGCGGAUUUGUCGGUAAUCAAGCCGAACUUGCUAAGUCUUGUUCAAUCAAUCCGGCUGACCUUUAUUCAAUGGGGGAGAGAAAGGCAACUGGAGAUGGCCUGAAAAUGCUUAAAGAAGCAGGUGGUGUGAAUAAUUAUAAGCGGAUUUUUGAAAAUCAUGCGGCGACUGUUUUUGCUAAACAUAAUCCGAAAUGGCAUAACCAAACUAUUUUUACCUUAACUUGUUUACCUUUCUUGUGGCUUGACCGUGAGGGCAAGCGAUUCACGAAUGAAGACUUGGUUUAUGAUUUUGCCCUUUGGGGUGAUACGGUUUAUGCCAAUGGCGGAUAUUAUUACUUUUUAUUAGAUCAGCAAUUAGUCCAGUUUUUAAAAACUAAGUCAUUAAAUUGGACAAGUUCAUUUGAAAGAACCUUUCGCUUACUAGAUGGCAAGCCAAUGACACACCAAGUUGGACCCUUUGCUACAAUUGAAGCAGAUUUGCAAGAAGCAAUUAGUGAAAAUGCUGCCUUUAAAGGCAAUACAUUGACUGAAUUAGCUGAAAAAAUGAAUGUCAAUGCUGCAAAUUUAACACAAGCACCGGAGUUUAUGUCUAUUGGGGUGAAACAAGUGCCAUUUUAUGCUGUUCGUGCUAAUUCGACAACGCUAGGUACAGUUGGAGGAGGCCUAGUUAAUGAGAAUUUUGAAGCAUUGACUGAAGCACAUGCAGUAAUUCCGGGUAUCUACGCUGUUG